Messenger RNA from Telopea speciosissima, 1896 nucleotides. Its product is annotated as importin subunit alpha-4-like. Bases 140 to 1744 code for a protein of 534 amino acids. Gene Ontology annotation, molecular function: nuclear import signal receptor activity; protein binding. The record is from RefSeq and is a predicted model, not a curated record. Gene Ontology annotation, biological process: NLS-bearing protein import into nucleus. Lineage: Eukaryota; Viridiplantae; Streptophyta; Magnoliopsida; Proteales; Proteaceae. Gene Ontology annotation, cellular component: nucleus; cytoplasm. The transcript has 10 exons.
UUUCAUCAAUGAUUGCGUCUCUGCUUUGGCUUCAAAAUACUCAUCAACACGCUUUCCUCUGUUCCUUCGCUUCUCUUCUCUCUCCAGGGGUUCUCGCAAGGGCAGAGAGAGCGAGGGGGUGAAGAGGAGGUCUGGAACAAUGUCUCUUCGGCCAAAUUCUCGAACAGAGGUCCGCAAGAAAUCUUACAAGACGGGCGUUGAUGCAGAUGAAGCUCGGCGAAGAAGAGAAGACAAUCUCGUCGAGAUCAGAAAGAACAAACGAGAAGAUAAUCUCCUUAAGAAACGCCGAGAAGGGCAGCUUCUAUCUCAACAAGCAAUCGAACCUUCUCAAUCCGCGCAAGGGAUCGAGAGAAGGUUGGAAAGUCUUCCUGUAAUGGUACAAGGAGUAUGGUCUGAUAAUCCUGUUUCACAAUUGGAAGCAACCACUCAAUUCCGGAAGCUUCUAUCAAUUGAACGCAGUCCUCCCAUUGAGGAGGUAAUCAAUGCAGGUGUUGUCCUUAGGUUUGUGGAAUUUCUUGAAAGGCUUGAUUUGCCUCAAUUGCAAUUUGAGGCAGCAUGGGCAUUGACCAAUAUUGCAUCUGGGACAUCGGAGCAUACUCGAGUUGUAAUUGAGCAGGGUGCUGUCCCUAAGUUUGUGCAACUUCUUAGCUCUUCAAGUGAUGAUGUUCGGGAACAGGCUGUAUGGGCCUUGGGUAAUGUGGCCGGUGACUCUCCAAGUUGUAGGGAUCUUGUUCUGAGUCACGGUGCUCUCAUGCCAUUACUGGCUCAGCUAAAUGAACAUUCUAAACUCUCCAUGCUAAGAAAUGCAACUUGGACUUUAUCGAACUUCUGCCGUGGCAAGCCACCAGCUCCAUUUGAGCAGGUGAAGCCUGCUUUGCCAGCACUUCAGCACCUUAUCCACUCAACUGAUGAUGAAGUUCUAACGGAUGCAUGUUGGGCUCUCUCAUACCUUUCUGAUGGCACGAAUGACAAAAUUCAGGCUGUGAUUGAGGCAGGUGUCUGUCAACGCCUAGUGGAGCUUCUCCUUCAUCCAUCACCAACAGUUCUUAUUCCCGCUCUUCGCACAAUCGGAAACAUCGUCACAGGAGAUGAUGCUCAGACACAGUUUGUAAUUGACAACCAAGUGCUCCCUUGCCUCUUUCAACUUCUCACUCAAAAUCACAAAAAAAGCAUCAAGAAAGAAGCAUGUUGGACAAUCUCAAACAUCACUGCCGGGAAUAGAGGUCAGAUACAGGCUGUUAUUGAUGCCAACAUUAUCCUCCCUCUAGUACAGCUUCUUCAACAUGCAGAAUUUGACAUCAAGAAAGAAGCUGCCUGGGCUAUUUCAAAUGCUACCUCUGGGGGAUCCCAUGAGCAGAUCCAAUAUUUGGUGAGCCAGGGCUGCAUCAAGCCACUCUGUGAUCUUCUCAUCUGUCCAGAUCCUAGGAUCGUGACAGUUUGCCUCGAGGGACUUGAAAACAUUUUAAAGGUGAGUGAGGCUGACAAAGAGAUGGGGAAGAAUGAUGGAGUCAAUAUCUACGCACAAAUAAUUGAUGAAUGUGAGGGUUUGGAUAAGAUUGAGAAUCUCCAAAACCACGAUAACAAUGAGAUCUAUGAGAAGGCUAUGAAGAUCUUGGAGAGAUACUGGGUUGACGAUGAAGAGGAAGAACAGAAUAUUCAAGAUGGUGGGGAGGCUGCUCAACGAAACUUUGCUUUUGGAACUAACCAGCCUAAUAUUCCAUCUGGUGGUUUCAAUUUUGGUUGAAGCAAGUUGGAUGUAGUGUUUAAUUGUGUAUUUUUUAGGUGUCAAGUCUGUUGCAGGAAAACAACUACAUGAAUCAGGAUUUUUGCUCUGGCUCUAGGUAGAUUCCUAAUGGAUGCUGACAAGGUUUUAAGUGUUUGAACUCGUUGUUUUCA